Daphnia magna is the source of this 1364-nucleotide messenger RNA. Its product is annotated as transmembrane emp24 domain-containing protein 5. NCBI's taxonomy places the organism in Eukaryota, Metazoa, Arthropoda, Branchiopoda, Diplostraca, Daphniidae. Bases 7 to 1116 code for a protein of 369 amino acids. Gene Ontology annotation, cellular component: endoplasmic reticulum-Golgi intermediate compartment; endoplasmic reticulum; Golgi apparatus. The record is from RefSeq and is a predicted model, not a curated record. Gene Ontology annotation, biological process: intracellular protein transport; endoplasmic reticulum to Golgi vesicle-mediated transport; Golgi organization. The transcript has 4 exons.
AUACCGAUGCAGCAAAUACCGUCGCAGCAGCAAGUUCCUAUUCAGCAAGUCCCGAUACAACAGCAAGUACCGCUACAGCAAGUUCCAUUGCAACAGCAAGUUCCAGUGCAGCAGCAAGUUCCAAUGCAGCAGCAAGUACCAGUACAGCAGCAAGUCCCAAUACAACAGCAAGUACCAAUGCAGCAGCAAGUACCAAUACAACAGCAAGUCCCAAUGCAGCAGCAAGUCCCAAUGCAGCAGCAAGUCCCGAUGCAGCAAGUCCCGAUGCAGCAAGUCCCGAUGCAGCAAGUCCCGAUGCAGCAAGUCCCGCUGCAGCAAGUCCCGCUGCAGCAAGUUCCGAUGCAGCAGCAAAUGCAUCCCGGCCAAGUUCCCAUGCAACAAUUGCUCCCUGGACAAGUACCAAUGAUGCCAAUUCAUCCUGAACAAGGUCAAAUGCCCCCCCACAUACUCCCAGGACAACCACCAGUCCAUAUCGCACAACCUCCUAUGACCAUGCCAUUAUUUGAUGAAAAUGCUGAUGAUGCACCAGCUGUGGCCAUGGAAUACAAAGUCCAUGUUGAUCCUGGGAAAGAAGAGUGCUAUUUCCAGUUUGUCCAAAAAGGAGCUACAAUUUAUGUCAGCUUUCAGGUUCUUCGUGGGGGAGAUGGCAUGGCAGGUUUUGCAGUUAGGAACCCUAGUGGGCAAUUAGUACAUCCAUAUCAAUGGAAGCCAGCAUCUGAAUUUCAAGAAGUAUCGCCCACCGGUGGAUAUUAUGGGAUAUGUGUGGACAAUCAGUUCUCUCGAUUUGCUGCUAAAUUAGUCAAUCUUUACAUCACGACCUUCAGAUACGACCAAUGGGAGAAAUUUACUCAGGAACUUAAAGAUAUUGACGUUAGUGCAGAAAACUGCACGAAUAUACUGCAAGGCGUUGAUAAACGCAUCCAAGGAAUCUUGCAAAUGCAGCAAUUGGCCAGAAGCAGGGAAGCACGUGACUACAAUCUUCUUUUGGAUAACGAGACCUACGUGCAAAAUUGGUCUAUAGCACAAUGCGUUGUGGUUAUUGCUUGCUUUGUUGUCCAGGUAUAUUUUGUGAAGAAACUAUUCGAAACGAAAAGCGGUGGCCGAGGACGAAUUUAGAGAUCUUAUCUGACAUGGAAUUUAAAGAAACUUAUUUUUGAGCCAAUCUCUUCAGAUCUUCCACAUUGACGACAUAGUUUUAAAUGUUCAAAUGACUCUUUGAAUGACUCUUUAAAUGAUGGUUGCUCUAUUGUUUUUACAAUCCGUCCCAAUAUACAUUCCAUGUGUCUCUACAUUUAAUGAAUUUUCAAUGUGAAACUGAGUUGUGAAUUUGGUGAUUACAAAAUACAGAAGAAAAAGUGCUGGUA